AUGGCGAUGUUUACCGAGUUUAUGCGGAUCACUGCAACCAGGAGAUCUCCCAAUGGCUACAUCGAGGGCUAUCCCAUCGCCAGGUUCGUGGUCCUCGGGUACACUGCAGCAGACUCAGCUGAAGUUCAGAGGCAGCUUGAGGAGUACACGGUGAAGUACCAGGUGGACUUUCGGACUUUGGAGCUGAUCAAUGUGGAAUUGGUAAUGGGGAACUUCGUCUACCGCAUCGUCUUCCUCCACCUAGAGAUGCUCCUGAACAGCUUCAAGGAAACCCGUGCGGACCUCAAGGGAGAAAUCCAUGCGGACCUCAAGAGAGUCUUCACCAAACGGAUGGUCAGCGAGUACCGAGAGAUGCUCCUGAACAGCUUCAAGGAAACCCGUGCGGACCUCAAGGGAGAAAUCCAUGCGGGCCUCAAGGGAGUUUUGACCAACCAGAUGGUCAGCGAGUACCUAGAGAUGCUCCGGAAUAGCUUCGAGGAAAUCCAGGUCACGGGUGGGGUCACUGAUGAUGCACAAUCGUUGCCGGAGAUAACGUCGGGACCUAUGCCUAACGAUGCAGCUCAGUGGCAACAGAGUGAGAGCGCCGAUACCAAGGCAGUAGGUGCAAUGGACACCCCCUCUCAGUGGCUGGGUGGCUCAGGGAAUGCGGACACUAUGGCAUUCCUGGCGGGAGGCAUGGCACAGUUGCAGGCGGUGAUCUUGAAACAGAUGAAGGAUAAAGAUAAAGACGGAUCGCAGCCCAGAGGAGUUGGAGUCGGGAAAGUGGGCUUGAUGGUGAAGUUGGCUCUCCAUGAGUCUGCCAGGCAAGAAAUGGUCCAACGAAGAUCGACAGGGUCGGUCACGGCCUUGGUCUUUCGGCUGCUCACGAUCUAUCAGCCGGGCGGUCAGCAGGAGAAGAUGACCAUCGCAGCACCCGGAGCAGGCCCCAGAUGCCCAGCGCGCCGUGAAAGCCCUGAGAUCAUGGCCCCGCUGGUUGCGGAGAUCACGAAGACUGUCUUGGAAAAAGAGGCUGAAGCGAACUUCAGGACGAGUUCGGAGAGAUCUCACCUGAUGGUGGACACGAAGCCCUCCUAUGCCGGUGAAACCGGAGAAGCCUCCCGCUACUACAUCGACAACUACUGCGCCUGCUCCUUCACCGCCAUCACGCCGGUGCCCUUUCCUUCACUCAUGGGAUGGUUUGGAAAAAAACUGGUCGGUGCUUGGCUUGCGGCGGAAAAAUCACUCCGCGAAGGAUUGCCCGAACAAGAAGCCGCCCUCGACCUCAGACCCUUCAUCUUCUACGUCCACAACUCCACAGCAGAGGCCUCAAGGUCGUCUACUGCCGCUGGUAUGGGACAAGCUGACUUGAAGGAGGUGUUGGCUGAUAAUGGUAAGAUGCUGAAAACAAUGACGGCUACUUCCCUCAAGGCCAUCAAGGUGAAGGAGGAUACCACAGAGACGGAAGGGGACAUGAUGAUGAAGCGGGUCUUUGACGAGGCGAAGAAGGAGGAGGAGGAAACUGGCCUUUGGACAGUGGAGCGAGUCAUCCAACGAGACCAGCGAGCGAGACAGAGCUCCAGCGGGACCAUCUUGGUGCAGGAGGAGAAGGCUACCGUCCAGCUUAUAGUGAAGACGGUUCACGUCAAGAUCAGGAAUCACUGCCCUGAGGUUGCAGCUGCAGAUGCGUUGAAUCUGAUAAGGGAGCUUGAAGUUGCCCAGGAAACGAGGGAAUGGACUGAGCUCCUUAAGGAGUUCUCAACAACAGGCUCGCGCCCAACGCUGCUAAAGACCAGCCUCACCUCCCCGAUCACCAAGGGCCUCCCAUCGGAUGUACAGUCUCUUCUACUUGAAGGCUUUGAUCCUCGGGGUGGAGAGAGAUACCUGACGGCCCUCCCUCUUUCUCGGAGAAAGAGGCGAUCUCUGAUGUGCUGCAGGAACUGGGUUGUGAAUUGGUUCUUUGGACCAAUCCCGAUGUCAGGCAAAGUCGUUCUGGACAUAUUGACAUCUCAAAGUCCAAGCAUUGGGACUUGCACAGGGAAGGAGGAGUAUCAGCUUCUCCCGUGGGCAGCUGCCGAUGGGCGAAUCAGCGACGUGAUCAGUUCUCCGCCUCACAGUUCGUGGCCUACAUCAAUGACCCCUGCAAGGGGACCGGAGGCCUACCCAGCGAGAACUUCACACAGGUUUUAUGGCAUCAAAGACCUGACGGCGGCCCAGCGACAGCGAGUGGACAAUGAGACGGCCUUGGUGGCAAAGCAGAUGUUGGUUUGGUUGAUGGCCCAGAUGUGUGGAAAGCGCGCGUUGGGCUUCUUGAUGGAGUCUACCGCUGGAUGCGAAAGACUUAGAGAAGGCGAGCCCACCGGACCUACAGCGUGGGACACCGAGCUCUGGAAAAGCUUUUGGUCGGUGUCGGGAAUACGGGAGGUUCCCUUCUAUAUGGGUGCGUUUGAUCACAAGGCCAAGCGUCCUACGACUUUGGCUACGACUUAUCCCUCCCUCAACCAGAUCGAUAAGAACUACGACUUCGGUGACCGAUGCGUUCCUCCUUCCCUCCUGAGCCGGGCAGACAUGAGAAAAUGGUCAAAGUCUUUUAAGGCCAUGGUUGCUGAGGCGAUCCAGAACCACCACACCGGGCGAUGGUAG
Symbiodinium sp. CCMP2456 is the source of this 2619-nucleotide messenger RNA. The record is from the annotation of a GenBank genome assembly. Lineage: Eukaryota; Dinophyceae; Suessiales; Symbiodiniaceae.